Messenger RNA from Dendroctonus ponderosae (mountain pine beetle), 4695 nucleotides. Its product is annotated as suppressor of lurcher protein 1. Gene Ontology annotation, cellular component: plasma membrane. The transcript has 14 exons. Lineage: Eukaryota; Metazoa; Arthropoda; Insecta; Coleoptera; Curculionidae. The record is from RefSeq and is a predicted model, not a curated record. The coding region runs from base 808 to 2670 and encodes 620 amino acids.
ACUCAUCGCCAUUCAAACCUAAGCAAAAAAUAAGUGACAACAUUUUCAAAAUGCAUUUUUGCAUGCGCCAAAUUUCUAUUCAAAACAAAGCCAAGUAUGAAAACGAACUAACAGCGCCCCAAAAGCACAGAAAAUUGCUUAAUUAAUGGAAAAUAAACAGCUGAAAAAAAUCUUUCAAACGGCCCAGUUCAUUAACAUAACAACAAAAUGCUAAAGUGUUUGACAUGCUGUAGAGGAAAGCUGGUAACAUUAGCCAAGCGUGUAGAGUAUCAAGAGCACCAAUCUGCACUGAUUUAUGGCCAGUAAAUGCAAAUAAAUACAAAAAAGCUUUAAAACAGUGUGUAGCUUAUUGACAAAACGGUUAAGCGAGAAACAACGGGUUUAGUGGUGCAACAAUUUUUGAUAUUUUAUGAAGAAAAUCGGUUUUUUUCGCAAUUUUAGCUCAGCUUCCCAAUAGGCACGCGCCUAAACUAUCACCCUGCGAAAACCACAUGGGCGCACUUCAGUUUGCCGGUAAACGUGGAUUGUUGCGCACCGUUAUGCCCUUUUCGUAUUUUCCAAUUUUCGCGCAAUAAACCUGCGUGUUUUUCCGUAAUUAAUUUGUGGCUCAGUACACGAUUGAAUCGGAAAAGUGCCGGCAAGCCAUACAAAAACCUCAAGAUAGGAGCACAAGAACUUCAAGUGACAUGGAUUUCUAUAGGACUUCUUGUAUUUUCGGAUAAUUUUCUUUUGCGAUUAAUUGAGCAAUGUCGCCGCAUCGUUUGUUUGCAACAUGACCGGCCAUUCGGGCAAUAAUGACAGGACGGAAUGCGAAAAGAUAAUGUAAUGGAGGUAUCAUUUUGCCUGCUAAUUCUGGAAGUGACUUUCAUUGUAGUGGGAAAUGCUGUGCAUCCAGGUUGUCAAUGCCUAGUCUUUUCAUCCACUUACGGGAAGGGAACGGGAAUCUUUAAAAGUCCCGAUUACCCGACGCCAUACUCCCCAAACAUCGAUUGCCUUUUAUACAGUUUCGUUGCGGGUCCUGAGGAACUAGCCAAGAUUACAUUUGAGGAAUUUGAUGUCUACGGAGAGAAAACAGACUGCCUGCGAGGAGAUUACGUGAAAGUGUUUGUGCACCUAGACUCUGCCCGAAUAAACGAAUAUACGCCUUGGGAAAGCGUAUACUGUGGCAAUAUAGCCGAUCUUCCCACCGUAAUUUAUUCCUCCGGUCCGGCACUAGUUUUAGAGUUUCACUCGGGAUCAAGAACUAACAACUCACUGGGAUUUAUUGGACAAUUCACUUUCGAGGACAAGCGCCAUUUUCGAACUGACGGCACUUUGCUUUCCAACACAAUGUGCGACUACCAGUUUUCCAGCGCUGAAAGGAAUCAGCCCUACGGGAAGUUUCACUCGCCCCGCUAUCCUUCCAGGUACCCGAAGAACGUCCGAUGCACUUAUACGUUUCAAGCAAGGCAAAGUGAACGCAUACGCAUCGUUUUCGAGGAAGUCGCUUUGCAGAAGGGCGAUCUCAGCUGCUUGAACAAGGCGGAUCUGAUCCGCGUGUACGAUGGCCAAUCCAGUUCUGAUCCAGCCAUCAGGAUCAUUUGCAACGAGGGCAGCGAAGUGGAGAUUUUAUCAACCGGAUCUGAGCUGUUUGUGGAAUUUAUCGCCAAUUCUGAAGCGCCUGGACAAGGCUUCAAGGCGCGCUAUCAGUUUCAACUGAUGGACGAUUCCAACAUUUUGGACGACCUUAAAUCGAACACACCUGGUAGAUUCGUGCUGCCCACAGCAAUCGAGCCGAAUGUGAGCGAAACACGCUCCAGUUGUGAUAUGAUCAUCAACAGCGAUACCAGCAAAACUGGCGUGAUUAUGAGCCCAUUGUAUCCAUCGCCGUAUCCAUCCAAAACGACCUGCCAGUACGAGUUCCAAGGCAGGGGAAAAGAGUUAGUCCGGAUCAUCUUCCACGACUUCUACUUGCACCAUUUGCCCGGCAAGUCCAAGGAUUGUGAAGGGCAGGAUUUAUUAAACGCCUUCAUACACAUCGACGGUCGCAUGGAGAAAAUCGACUCAUUUUGCGGCACGACCGUGCCGAAGCCGGUGAUGUCGAAUGGGCCGCGAUUAAAGUUGGAAUUUCGCAGUCUGCAUUCAUCCAGAUAUUCCAGAGGAUUCAAUGCGUCGUACAGUUUCACCGAAAAUUUUGGGAUGAAAACUGGUCUGCAGGUCGCAGGCUAUCCAUGUGCCUUUGUACUAAAUAGUAACGAAACGAAAAUGGGCCACAUUCAUAGUCCCAAUUUUCCCGGUUUCUAUCCCAGAAACACCGAAUGCCAUUACUUUUUCUAUGGAAACGCCAACGAGAAGGUUCAUCUACAUUUCAACUAUUUCGACGUUGAAGGAGUUUUACCAUGUGAAGCGUCUUCAGCCAGUGACUACGUGGAGUUUUCCAACUUCAUAGCGCUGGAUCGAAAGUACCAUCGGCAUUGCGGUCAGCUGAAAGAGUUCGACAUCGAAUCCGACCGAAAGUUCUUCCGAGUCACUUUUAAGUCGAAUGACCGACUGGAUGGCAGCGGAUUCAAUGCAACCUACCAGUUUCUCGAUGAAGUCGAAGUGUACAAACCCGUUCCCACAACGAGUGGCGUGCCACAGACUUUAGGAAACCUGUUGAUUCUUCUACUCGUGUACUGCCUGCACUUUUGAACACGUUCAUCCACUUCACUUGACCAUAAAAUCCAUAAGGCGCCCUGGAGAAUGAACCAAAACUUGGGAGCCGAAUGGACGUUAGCUCAAUGUAAUUAGCAUACUAGCACAUUUUCGGAACAAUGUUUUGUUAAAGAGUUCCCUUGGUUGAUGGCCCAAAUGCCCGAAGCGGCGUGGAAACUUUGAAACUUUGCACAUAAAACGUUUUAACUCAAAAAAACUAUUAAGUUGAAAGGUAAGAAAAGUUCAUGAUUUAUGCGAGAAUCGCACCGCAAAGUAAUAAAUACUGUAACACAUAUCUUAGGUUUUAGUCAUAGGACUAAGUAAUGACUAAAUGUUCAGUUCUGYUGGGUUUUUCGUUGAUUUUGUGGUUAAUWUGAGUGUUUGAGGCCUGGGCGCAUAUGGAGUUUUCCGAUUUUUUKUUUAAUCAUGAAAUUGAAAUAUAAUGAGACGUUGAAGCGGAGAAAACGCGAAAAAUCCGGAACGCAGCUUUUGACCAAAAAACGAUCAAGCAUCCWGCAAACAUCAACUUUUUGCUGAAAAGGGCCGCAUUUCAGUGAACUGCUCGUUCUUUUUCAUGCAGAGAUGCAACGAAAUUUUACCUCAAGCCAAGUGAAGCUAAAAGACUAUCUUUUCUUUCAUAACUAUGAAGCAACAUUCUUCGUUUAAGCGUCUCAAAAUGGUGUCCUCAAUCAGUUUGUUAAAAAAAUCUGAAUUGCAAAAAGGGCUAAAACACUCCAAGCCGUUAAUAAAGAGUUUAUACAAAUGGUUUUUAAUGCGGUAACUUAAGCAACGACGACAAAUAAGCGUUAAAAAUAUCCGGGCGCAUUCGCCUUUCUGUCCACGCUAGCCCGAUAAGAAUGCAUAUAAACCAGUAUGAAAACCGGUGUUUGAUUGGCGGAGCCUAUGAAAAUGAAAGCGCAUUUGCUCAUUUUGCAUACAAAAGCAAAUGAACUAAAAUGAAUUUUUGCCUUAUUUUAAAUGCGAUAACCAACACCUGUCGGUCGUUGGCAUUCUUUCAGAUGCGUUCGAUACUUCAAUAUGCUCGUUGCCUCAUUGAAAAUAAGACUUUUUCUUCAUUUUUAUUUGCCCCGUUCAUCCAAUGCAAUAAAUCCACCCUUAAAUGACUCGAAUUUCCAGGCGCAUUCGCCUCAAUAUCCAUAAUAACCGACUAACACAGCUAGUGAAUAAAUAUCGAAAAUCAUCGAUCUGACUAAAAAGGAGAAGAAAAAUCCAUGUAGAGUAUCACCUAUAAUCAAUUAAGCAUAUUUAGACAGAUAAAGAUUUGUUAAAAGCGGCCGCAUCGCUUCCUGCCUGUGUAUUUCGAAUCGGGCCGCACCUUCUUCAUUUGUCUGCGUCUUCGCUCUUUCUUCUCCUGGAUCCAGGUCCGGACGCUCUUCAAGGGCUUGCGAAGAUUCUUAGCGCGAUCCCUUCGGGCAUAGUCAACACCUGGAAAAAAUGGUUGCCCGGAUCAGCCGAAAAUUCAUUAGAGAAAAACUUCCAAGGAAAAAAAUCGAAAAUUUCAGCCAAUUUUUUUGAGCUUUUGAAGCGAAAACCACAGGAACGACAGGCAUAUGCAAAAAAAGAGGGAAAAAGUCUGUCAGGUGUGGGGUUCGAACCCACGCUCCCUUUCGAGAACCAGAGCUUAAAUCUGGCGCCUUAGACCGCUCGGCCAACCUGACUCUAUACUGAAACUUGUGCGAAUAAUAACAAAAAUUACAAACUUUUUGCAAAGAAAUAGAGCUAAACAACACAUAUACUUUCCAUUUCUUUUUCAAUCUUUUUUAUAACCCGUAAAAACACCAAAACUCACCAUCUGAAGCCCCUUCAGUCCCCAAUCCUUUAGGCAGCGCCACGCUUCCCCCCGUCAUCAGCACCAAAUAAAACUUUUUCGCUUUGGUGGAAUUGGGGUAAUCAACCACGACGCCCCCAAAGAACCCCGCCUUCAUUGCCUGACUCGUCACCAGUUCCAUUUGGGCCCCAUUUUCCGGGUAAAACUGCAGAACCGCUCUGGCCGACCUACUC